ACAUGAAGCUGGUUUUAUGAUGCCAUAAAACUUGUGUCUACGAUGGGUCACCGAGGGAGGAGGGAGGAGGAGGUCCCCCCCCCCACGUUGUGCCCGCCCUCCUCCUUUGUUUUUCUCCGCCCUCUUCGGCUCGUAUAAACGGAGGCGAGCGGCGGCCGGUCCGCGGGGUUAGCGCGGUCAGCCGUUGGUGAAGAGGCGAACAACAUGGCGGAGCAGCACCACCGGCCCGGUUCACCGGCGACGCUGUAGAACCGCUCCGUGUUACUCCUCCUGCUCGGGGUCAGUGGCCACGUUUCUGGGGGUCGAUUUGCAAAAGGAAACAACAGAGAGGAAAGAGAAAACCUGUCGCGCAGAAGGAGCCGUUAGUGAGGGAAGAUGAGCCGCCGCGCAGCAGACUUCCAGGAGUCGGUGCAGGAAUCCUCCCCGCCGCUGCCCGCUGAUCACAUGCUCGACUCUGCAGCCGUGUUAUUCCCUGGUGCUUUUGAUCAACACGGCUGCCCUCUGAUCGUGUUCCCGGCAGACGAACAAGCCAAACUCUCCUCAGAACUCAGCCAAGCAGAAGUGGUGGACUUCAUAAAUUACUUUCUGUGUCUGCACAAUAAGAGGCAGGAGAAGAGGAGUUUGGUGUCGGCGGUGGCUGAUCUGAGGUCUGCGUCGCUCCAAACCACCAGAUUCGUGGCCGAGACGCUGCUCCUGCUUGAGCGGAACAAGCGGACCGUCCACAGUGUGUACAUCGUUCAGCCCAAAAAGAAGGACGGUGUCAAGCUGCUGCUGAAGCUGCUGGCUCCCUCAAAGUCUCACACGGCCUCGUUCAAGAAAGUGCUGCUGAAAGAAAUCCCCGAGCUCUCCAACCACAUUGACCGAAGCCAGCUAACGGCAUCGUUGGGCGGCUACCUGGUCUACUGUCACCACAGUUGGGUGGCCUUCAUCAAGGAGAUCAAUGCGUUUGUUCAGGAGUUUCUGUCCGUGGUCCAGCGGUUGCCCUCGUGCAUCUCCACCCUGCAGGCGCUGUCCAGGCUGCCUCCGCCCUCCACCUUCCACGAGCUCCGACACUUCUGCUCCACCAACGAAGCCAAGUUCCAGCAGCUGAGGAGGGAGCUGGGCCUGGAUGAACUGCUGAACCACUGCGAGGGUGUCGCGGAGAAGCUACGUCACCCCGAGAAGGAGCCGUGCUACCAGGCGAUGGCCGGCACCGCCCUCUUCACCCACACCGCCUUCGACAUGCUGCAGAACCACAGCAGAAUAACUGCUGCUAUGGAAAAAGUGGAGCUUCUGUGGCAGCAGGCCUUUUCUAAGGCCCGCCUCCAGUUGCAGAUGUUCCAGCUGCGAGAGGACGCCCUGCAGAUCACAGAGCAGAUCAAGACUCUCCUGCAAGAGAAGCUCCAGCCUUACAAAAUAGAGAUCGCCAAGGAUGCUGCGAGGGCAGUGAUGUUGGUGUCAGAAUUUGAAGUGUCCAUUCACACUCCUGCAAUGGCCCUCGUUGGCAGCGCUGAGGAUGUGAUCCACGCAGUGGCGGAGGUCCUUCUGUACGACGGGCAGACCAGCGAGCGCUGGGUUCUGGAUGUGGAGCGGCUGAAGGAGAAACUCUACUCCGCUGUGAACUUCAUCCUCCGAACCCUCAGAGCGGUUUCCAGCUACCACAAACACUACAACAAGGCCGACAGCUGGUACCGCCUGGUCCUGUGCGAGAACGUCCUCCAGCAGCUGCUGUCCGGCGUCGCCGGAGACGACGUCCAGAGCAGGAACUGGGGGACGAUCCCUGCGUGGAGGUACAAGAUGUCCUCCUUCCUGAAGACGAAUCCACCUCCAGAUACGGAGGAGUUGGUCCAUCUGGCUCAUCUGUCCAAAGCCAUUCCGGAUGACGAGAUCCAGGAGGCGGGCAAGCGGAUGUCUCACAGGUGCUUGACCCUGAGGAAACUGCUGAUGACUUCGGGCCCCGUGGCUGUCGGUCACCUCCAGCUGGCCUUACAGUGGCAGUACGAGCUGCUGCGGCGCGGCAGCGUUGGCUCCUCCUCCUCCGCCGACGGAGCGACCGAGCACGUGCAGGACGUCGACCGAGGCGGGAAGGAAGCGAGCAGUCUUCUAGAAAAGUCUGCGUCUACGGUUUCCGCGUUGUCUGAGGGCAAACCCCCCUCCUUCAGCUCCUUCGACUCUGGUUUCGAUGGCGCCGGCACCAACCAGCCGGAGGCGUGUGGGGGCGGGGACUGUGCGAGACGCGCCGAGAGCCAGCCUGGGCUCCACCAAGAGAACGGCGCCGGUGUCUCGGGCGGCGAGGACCCCAGAGAGGAGUUUGACUUUGGCUCCUUGGGGAACUCCUCCAGGGCCAGCAUCCGUGUCGUCCCCAAGGCGGCCGUGGAGUCCCUCAACCUGGAGAUCAAAGUGAAGCGCUCGGCGCCGGCGCCCAACAACCCCUGGCUCAGCUUACCGAUAGACGAUCUGGAGAACUCGUACACGGUCACCAUCACGCAGAACCCGACGCCGCAGAAGAGCGCGCUGCAGUCCCGCGAGCCCGCCGACCCCGACCAGCCCGACGGGUCUCGAGAUCAGCCCACGCAGACGGAGGCUCUGACCGGCACGCCGCCCGCGCGCCCACUGAGCGCGGACUGGAGGAUGCGCCCGCAAAGCAGUCCAGAGGAUCGCCACAUCCUCUCCAGCACGAUCACACAAGGAGGAGACGGGUCGGUCUGCACCACGGAGGGGAUCCCUACGCUCCUCUGGGACUCGUAUGACCUCCGCGACCAGAAUCCGGAUGCUGUGGACGGUGUGCUGGAUGUCUCCCUAAAUGACUGGGAUGUGAAGGAGCAGGAGGACCUGAGGGCAGUGGAAAUGAUUCUGGACCGGGCAGAUGAAAUCCUGGAGAAAGAGGAAAACGUUCUGGCUCAGGAGGCGGUGCUGGACGCCCUGCUGAGGUCGGAGGAGAUGCACCAUCAGUGGCCCCCGUGGGACGGUGAGGACCAGCUCGGUGCGAUGUCGUCCAGUGAGCUGGCUGAAGCUGGUGUUCUCGGCCUGGAGGAUUACCUCGGCCCCGCAGACUCGGACUACCUCUGUGAGCCCAGACCAGCUGGAUCUGCCAGCGAGACUGACGCUGCCACGGGGGAUUUUCCCAGCAAGCCGGACCUGCGGACGGAGAUGAGGAAAGUCCAGAUCCUGGAGGAGCUGAUUAUGGAGGAGAACCUGAAGAUCCAGGACCUCCGGAGCUGCGACGGCAACGCUGAAGAGGAACUCUAUGUGGGGGAACCUCUGGAUGCCAACGGGCUGUCGCGUAUGAGCGAGGAGAGGCAGGCUUUUCAGCUACAACUGGCAAAGGAGAAACGGGAGGUGGAGAAGCUCGAGAAGAGUUUGGACAAAGAACGUAAAGCGAAGAAGCACAAGGGCCAAACCAGAAGGGUUGUGAGAUGUUCUGUAAUGGAGAAGGCUAGAAGUCAGGAUAAGGAAGACCUCUGGCUGUGCGACGAGCUUUUAGCAGGUAGCUGUAGAUCACCGAGGACACAUUCAACACCUUCGGUCCAGAAGGAUUCUCAGGAAACCUGUAAAACUGAAAAUGUUCCAGCUGUGUCUGGUCCCGAUGUUGCCAAAGACGCUACACCAGAAGACACUGAUCCACCUCCAGAUUCCCAAUGUCAAGCUGAUUGCUCCCCAGCAUUUAUUAAAGCCCCCUCAGAUGUGAAGGAAGCCCCGGAGGAGGUGCUAAUCCAACAUCCGGGUUCUCUCUAUAGGAGCAAAUUUGACAAAUCCUGUGAAGAUGCGUCGUCGCCCUCUAGAAUUGAGCCAGAUGUUGCCGCGUUUGACCCGGGGGGGAAAUCAUACGGCCCCCUCGUUCCCGAGCCAAGACCGGCUCCACUUCCUGUGAACCACGACACCGUCGCUGAGCACGAACCUCCUCCUGACGCAGAGCUGCAGGAUCCAGCUCGGCCCGCCGGUGCCUCUGAUCCCGCUUUGGUGACUCAGCCUGAGGAUGCCAGUCAAACCGUAGUCCGUCCAGAUGUGGAGGAACGCAGCAGCAGCCGCAACAACAAUAAUAACCAUGUGCUCACAGAGAAAUGCAACGUUUCAUUGGAACACUUGUCUGAAAUAACCGCUGAAUGUGAGGAGGAUGCAUCAGAAGAAGAUGCAGAGGAGGACCAGACUGUACCUGCUGGUGGGCAGUCGGCUCCCCAGCUGCCCCCGGGCCGACCUCUGGGCUUUGACCCCGGUGGAAGAGAUGAGCAGAGCGAAGGCUUCGCUGUUGGCUUUCAGAGCUCGGAGGCCAUGAGGAUAUCGGGCUCCGGGUCACCUGGGAUUCGGGCCCAGCUAAACAUCAACACGAGAGAGAUGACAGAUUUCAAGACCCCCAUCGUCCUGGAUACGGGGUCCGGUUUGAUGAAAGCCGGAUUUGCAGAUCAAGACCUCCCAAACAUUAUAUUCCCAACAAUUAUUGGAAUGCCAAAAUACGAGGAAAUAAUGAAUGGGAACCUUGAAAGAGAAAUCUACAUUGGACAUGAGGCUCAACACAUGAGAGGAGUUCUGGCUCUGAAACAUCCCAUUAAGAACGGGAUCAUUCGCAGCUGGGAUGACAUGGAAAAGAUUUGGCAUCACACCUUCCAGCAGCUGAGCGUGGAUCCAGACGAUCACCCCGUCCUGCUCACCGAGGCGGCCAUGAACCCCUCGCAGAACCGCGAGCGCAUGGUGGAGAUCAUGUUCGAGUGCUUCAAUGUUCCCUUCACCUACGUGGCCAUGCAGGCGGUGCUGGCGCUCUACGCUGCAGGGAGGUCGACUGGUGUGGUGUUUGACUCUGGAGACGGAGUCAGCCACAGCGUGCCUGUGUUCGAGGGCUACUGUCUCCCUCAUGCCGUGCAGCGCUUCCCUCUGGCCGGUGCGGACGUCACCCUGCACCUGAAAAAGCUUCUGCAGGAACAAGGGGUGAGCAUGCGCACCACGGCGGAGAUGGAGAUCGUGAGGGAGAUGAAGGAGAGCUGCUGCUGUGUGGCUGUCGACUACGACGCCGAGCUGAGUCGGGGGGCCGACCCCUGCAGAGAGAAGCAUUACAGCAUGCCGGACGGACAGAUCGUCACACUCGGCACGGAGCGGUUCAGGGCUCCUGAGAUUCUCUUCAAACCCGAGCUGAUUGGACGGGAUCAUUACGGGAUGCACGAGAGCAUCUUCAAGUCCGUCCUCAGCUCAGACAUCGACCUGCGGCGCUGCUUCCUGGGAAACAUCGUGCUCUCGGGCGGGAACACGCUGCUGCCGGGCCUCCCCGAGCGGCUCCGGGCUGAAAUCAGAGGGCUGGUUCCCCCCGACGUGGGGGAGAGCGUCCGCGUCACCACCCCCCAGGACAGGGACUUCUCCGUGUGGAGCGGGGGGGCGGUGCUGGCCAACCUGCCCACCUUCUGCGACGCUUGGAUCAGCCAGGAGGAAUACGAGGAGCACGGGCCCCAGAUUGUCUUCAGGAAGUGCUUCUGAGACGGGCCGCUUGACGCCAUGUCCCCCCCCCCGAAGUGCAAUCGCGUACGGUGCCGUUUUAAGGCUUUCAUGUAUUUGUCUUGAGUUCUUUGGAGUCUGUUUGACCUUCGUCAUCACUAGAUUUUAUCUACUAGGAUCCAACAACAUUAUCGAUGAAAUCUGUUUGUCCAUGAAAUUCAUGUCAGUUGGUGUCCGAAAGAACCUUUUAUUUGUCUUAAGUUUCCCUUUUUGGGAAAGUAUUUCUGUCUCGAGACUUUAAGAGCAAGUGUGUUGAUGUUUGUGGUUUAAGGGACUAGAAUUGAAGCUGGCCUUUGAGACUGUUUCAGGAAUAAGCUCACAAAGACAACUCGAUGUGCCGACUCCAAAUUAUAUAUUAAUCUAAUAUCAAUUUAUAAAGUGUAUUUAUCCAACAAGUUAAAGUGAAUGUGUUUUUUAUGUGAUAUAAAUGGUGACUGUUGCGUUCCUGUUCAGUGUGAUGUUCAGAACAAGGAUUUUAUUUUUUGUAUCGCUGCAUUAUAUUGAUUAUUGGGGCCACUCGUAGGAGAAUUAUUGGUAGAAAUAGUUCAUGUUUUUACUGUUAAUUAAUUUCCCCUCAAAUUAUUAACUUUUAUUUUAAAAAUUGUAGAAUUUUUCAAAAGUAUUUCUUUCCUAGUUGUGAUGUGGCUUUUUUUAUAACCUAUAUUGCUUUUAUUCUUUUGCAAACAGUCCUUUUUAUUUCUAAAAUCUUUUAUAAUAUUUAUACAUCGCAAAUCUUUUUCCCGUCAGUGGCCCCAAUACUCCUGAAACGAAUCGAAUCAAGACGUGAUUCUGCAUCAGUAUUCUGCAGUAACGUGAGCUGGAGAGGAGAAUCUGUUCUCAGAAUAAGAAGUAAAGGGUUUUGUCACCCACUUGUCGAUCCUCCACUUGAGUGAACUUUUGGUUUUGGGAAAGUUGGUAUGAGGAUUUUAAUAUGAGGAAUGAGUGCCGCCAUCACUUGAUUAGUCUGUUGGAUGAGCCGAUGAUGUUAAAUGCUACUGCUGCAUGUGAAGAGUUUCGUCCAUUUUCUGAAGUUGAAGUUCUCUUUAAUGUUUUCUAUUUGACUGCACUGUUUUAAUACCUUCCGAUCUGAUAAGUGUUUAUUUAUAACACUUGCACAGUAGUGUUGAUAUUUUUGAAAGGUGUUCCAAUGGUGCCAAACUGCUGCAUUUAUCUCAAUACUAUUGAUUCCAAAAACCCACUUUCCCAAUCCUGUGUAUAUUUAUACUUAAUCGGUUUUAUUGGAUUGUUCUGUUUUGCAUGCCGUUAUUUUGUUGCAUGUGAUUUAUGUGCACUUUUGCAUGUUUUCCUUUGGCUUUAUGUGAAGUGCCCCUUUAAAGGCAUGGCGUUUAUCGUGAGACCUUAAGUUCAUCUCUUAACUGGAAAUCUACACUAAAUGUGACUACUUCUGCACACAAUACUCUGAUGCACUCUGUGUGCCUUGUUUACUUGGUCUCCUCCUGAACGUACCUGAACUGUCUGGACUCGCAAUGUUUCACCAAAACCAUGAUGUUUCUGUCAUGUCCAGUUUUUAUAAUAAAUAUUUUUAAAUCUA
Gasterosteus aculeatus aculeatus (three-spined stickleback) is the source of this 7009-nucleotide messenger RNA. RefSeq lists its product as uncharacterized. The record is from RefSeq and is a predicted model, not a curated record. Lineage: Eukaryota; Metazoa; Chordata; Actinopteri; Perciformes; Gasterosteidae.